CUGCCCUUCAUUUCUCUGUUUAUUUUAUUUUUUUCCCCGGGCUGCUAUCCGGAGAGGUUAGGUCCAUGCCAGCCCCCAAGAGCAGCCGCAACGGCCAGUCCGAGAGUCACCGGCGGAGAAGAACAUCCUCCUUCCAUGGCCAGGCCGCCGUGUCCGUCGUUCAGCUUCCCCGUCGGAGUACGGUUUCCGACCUCCAGUCCCUCACGAGAAUCGCCGGAUCGGCGCCGGAUUGUCCUCCGAGACAGCCACCGAAGAUGCUGCUAAAGGUAACCGUGCCGAGAAGCCUCUCGCCCGUGCAGGUGCUGAUGACGCCGGAAUCCACCGUUAGCGACCUCAUAGAGGCGGCGCUGCGACAGUACAUAAAGGAAAGUCGCCGCCCUAUCUUGCCGGCCAACACAGCCUUCGAUUUCGACCUCCAUUAUUCACAGUUUAGUCUAGAAAGUUUGGAUAGGGAGGAAAAUCUGAUGGAACUUGGAUCUAGGAAUUUCUUUAUGUGUCCGCGAAAGCCUCGGACGACCUUGGAAGGUGUAACGACGCCGUUUGCGUCCUGUGCCAAAGAAGCGGAGAAGUUGAGGGAAAGUAGUGGUGGUUGUGGCUUUACUUGGUUCAAGCUCAUGCAAUUCAUGAUGUGAUUGGUGUUUGGAUCAUUUUUUUUUUCCAGAACUAUUAUGACGUUAAUUGUAAAAAAGAAUAAUAGGUUUUGGAGUGCAAAAUAAAUAAAAAAAACAAAUUUGUAAAAUUGCAUGAUUUUUAAUUGUGUAAACUCUGCAUAAA
This is a messenger RNA of Vigna radiata var. radiata (mung bean), 774 nucleotides long. RefSeq lists its product as uncharacterized. The coding region runs from base 66 to 632 and encodes 188 amino acids. Lineage: Eukaryota; Viridiplantae; Streptophyta; Magnoliopsida; Fabales; Fabaceae. The record is from RefSeq and is a predicted model, not a curated record. The transcript is spliced from 2 exons.